UUGAGCGAGACAAAGAACGAUCUAGUCCAGCUGAUUCGACCAAGAUAGGUCUCUGCUGCAUGUAAACUCUCGACAUAGCUAGGCGUCAGGAUCCCAGACUGACUGCGGAGGUUUAAACUCCUGGGACGCGAAUGAAGAAACUUCUCCUGCUUCACUUCACAUACAGAGGUUUAGUGAGAAAAGGGAAAAAGAGUAAAAGAAGAAAAUGGACCGUUUUAAAUUGCGGAAAGCGGAACCCCAAGAUGUGCCUGACAUACUGCGACUCAUAAAGGAACUGGCUAAAUAUGAAGAAAUGGAAGAUCAAGUAAUACUGACUGAGAAAGAUCUGCUCGAGGAUGGAUUCGGUGACCACCCAUUUUAUCACUGCGUGGUGGCAGAAGUUCCCAGUGAGCAGCAGAACAGCAACAACAACGGUUCUGUGGUGAUUGGGUUUGCCAUGUACUACUUCACCUAUGAUCCUUGGAUUGGCAAGUUGCUUUACCUGGAGGACUUCUUUGUCAUGAAAGAGUACAGAGGGUUUGGCAUCGGCUCGGAGAUCCUCAAGCUCCUCAGUCUUGUGAGUAAUACGGCAGUGAAGACUCGCUGUAGCAGCAUGCACUUCAUCGUCGCCGAGGGCAACCAGGCGUCGAUAGAGUUCUACAAGCGUCGUGGUGCCGCCGACCUCUCGCUGGAGGAGGGGUGGCGACUCUUUAAGAUCGACAAGAGCUCCCUCCUGAAGAUGUCCUCCGGCCCGGAAGAGUGAGCUGGCCCCAGGACGGAAAGCUUGUGGGGGUGGGCGAGAGAUUUUUGGGGAGGGCAGGCUUGUGGUAAAUUGCAAUUUAAAGUCAGUUAUUCCUUUGCUUCGCUCUCACUUCUGAACGUAGAUUAUUAUAAAAAAAAAAAGGGCAUUAUCAUAGCUACAUGCACAAACAUUAUCAAUGUGGUUAAACAUGGAAUUAUUUUUUUAGUUCAAGUGUUUUAUCUAAAGCCUCUAGCAGUAAACGCUGUUUUAGACCUUGUUGACCAGUCUUGUCCUAUAAAUCAGUUACAUGUUGUCUCUGUCGUUUUAAAUGUUUAUAAUUCUGGUGCAAUUAAAGGGUUCAGAGCACAU
This is a messenger RNA of Esox lucius (northern pike), 1090 nucleotides long. Its product is annotated as diamine acetyltransferase 1-like. The transcript is spliced from 6 exons. The record is from RefSeq and is a predicted model, not a curated record. NCBI's taxonomy places the organism in Eukaryota, Metazoa, Chordata, Actinopteri, Esociformes, Esocidae. Gene Ontology annotation, molecular function: N-acetyltransferase activity. Bases 206 to 742 code for a protein of 178 amino acids.